Molecule: messenger RNA, 1260 nt
Organism: Cladophialophora immunda
Lineage: Eukaryota; Fungi; Ascomycota; Eurotiomycetes; Chaetothyriales; Herpotrichiellaceae
Exons: 1
Coding region: 1-1260 (419 amino acids)
Source: RefSeq, a predicted model, not a curated record
AUGGAAGAAUUUGGCUAUGCGUGGUUUCUCGACAAGAUUGACUGGAACACUCUGACCUUUCGGCAGCCUUAUGCGGCUCACAUGAUGUUCAUCCAUCGAUGCAGGCGGCAUAUCAUGCCCGAUACGGCCAAGUCCGGGACGUUCGCCUCGACUUCAUUCGGAUGGAUAAAGCCCGGCAGUUGGAUGAUCGAGUUCAGCGGCGUGCCAGCAUGUUUGGACUUUCUUGAGAAAUACCUCCGCCAGCUUUGCUUAUGUGCCUUCCGGAAAGAUGUCUUUCGUCACAUUAAGUCGGUCCUGGAUCCUGAGAAAGCCGAAGCCGCGUUGGCCGGCGAAGUCCCGCUGUGCUACGCCAGCAUCGGAAAGGUCCUCAAGAAGGAGUAUCGCCCACUUAACCUCGCUCAUGGUAACCGCCUCGGGGUCAAAAGCAUGGACGUUUUGUUUUCGUGGUUGUGGGGAUGGAAUGACAGUCAAUUCAAACGAGAAGGCUGGGAGGACAAGCCGUACCGCAUGCUCUUUCGGCAAAGCUUCUACGCCGUCGACACGGCUCGUGGUAAAGCCAGUGCUCGGACGUGGCGGCAGGAGCUCAAGAAGUCGUUCGUGCGGAACCAUUUCGUGGUUCCGUACCCUCAGCCCACCGGAUUUAUGCGCAAAGACAAAGACACAAAGGACUUUGUGUGGUGGCCGAGUUUUCAUCGGGGCCUCCACGCGUACUAUCGGCAGUUCCAGACCCAUGCCGCUCUCCCCGAUCCACUCCCUGCAUCUUACAUUAAGCAUCACCCUAGCGACGGGUGGCAGGUCGCCCCAGAUUCACUCCUUGACGACCAUAUGCCUUAUGUGGUGCAGCCGGAACAUCGGCUCCUCCAUCUCUCCGAAAGUGAGCUCUAUCAAGAGCUAGUUCGCCUCCGAGAGCAAUGGGUCACCCAAGGCCGGCCCGGUUUGCAGCAGAUUGCCCCACCCGUCAUGCCAGUCUUGGAAUUUAACCUUCGAUCAAUGGACUAUCUUGGACCGACAGCGAAAUGGUGUUCCAAGAAGCGAGGCUGGGUUGUGAAGCGAUUCGAGGAAUGCCGGACUGCCGGCGAGUGCAGUAUUUUUCUUCGCCAGGAGCUCGAAAAGUACGAAGCUCUUCAGCAUCAGCGACAGCUUCGGCGGCGCCGAAGUCGAAGGAACCCGCGGCCUGACUUCCACUCCGACUCGGAAUUAGACUUGUUUUCCGCGUCCGCGGAUGAGACAUCGGACGAAGAGAGUCUCGGAGCCCGAUGA